CAAGUUGGAAUUCUUCACAGCCCAUGGUGACCUACAUUUUCAAAAUAGUCUCAUUCAAAUCUCAGGAGGUUCCGUCGUUAGUGUAUGUUUGGUUUUAGUUCUUUGAUAUCGGUUUACAGUAGAAGUAGACAAGGAUGGUCUUUGUCCUGACGCUUUAGUGCUUCUGCUAUAGUGACAUGGAUGCACUUCAAACCUGUGUGGUACUCAAAUUCAUUAGAUGAAAUGCUGAGAUUCAUGAUGAAAUGGAGCAAGAUUUUGUUUAAAACAGCCAAAUUGCUCUGACAAACAGUGGUUGAUGAGAUAUUCCCCGAUACCGCCACUUAACAGCCGUUUUCGUGCAACAUAGGGUAGACUGUCACUAUAGCAGAUGCACUAUAACGUCAGGACAAAGACCAUCCUUGUCUACUGCUACUGUAAACCGGUAUCAAAGAACUAAAAAUCAAAUAUACACUAAGUUGUAAUAAAGCGGUUAUUUACGGUUACAGUUAACCGUUCGAUCGAUUAUUUAAGGUUACGGUUAUGGCCGGUUACGAUUAACCAUAACCGUUACAUGCCUAUGUACUAUUACUAUCUUAUCAUUCUUUGAGUCUCUUUUUAAUUCGCUUGGUUCUAUUUUAGUGGUGAUUCAACAACAUCCGUUUUAUGCGAAUAUACUCUAAAAGACAUUGAUCAUGUUCUGGAAGGAACAUUCAAAGAAGCUGAUUCAUCCAGUUUUUGGCGUGAGUUACCGCGAGAUCAUAUGCCCGAAGGUGUACCAAAAAAUUGUGAUUCGAAUCAAAAUUUAUCUGAUACCGUCUUGAGCUUUCUUCGUUCUCAUGUCUUGAUGCACGGUAAUAUUUAUAGUCGUCCACCAUUUCAAAUUGUCUUUCAAACAUUUAAUAUGAAUAUAACAAAAUUAGUUAGUGAUUAUAUCAGUAUAACGACAGGGAAUGAUGCUGGAGAACAAUUAACUUUGUUAUAUGUUGGUACAUCAGAUGGAAAAAUACUAAAACUGUUACAGAAGAAGAAAACCGAAAAAUAUCGAUGGCUUUCAACAUGGUUAAUUGAUGAUAAAAAAACUCCAAUUAGAGAUAUGAUUAUAGCCGAAGAUACGAAGCAAUUGUAUGUGUCAACAGAUGCUGGUGUUUAUCAAUUAUCUGUUGGCCAAUGUAAUCGUUAUACCAUAUGUAUGGAAUGUGAACGUGAUCCAUUGUGUCGUUAUGAUGUACAGCAUAAUCGUUGUGUUGAAUCAGAUGAUGGCCCAAAAUCUUCUGCUCGACAUUCACCUGAAUUAUGGUGUAAGAAAUCUGUUCAACGACCAGCAAAAGUAUUUCAAUUAAUACGUAAAGUAGGUGAAACUAUUUGGCUUCAAUGUGAUGUCAAUGAACAUUUGCGUCCAAAUAUUGAAUGGCGUUGGAAUGGACAAAAUAUUCAAGAAUCAAUGAAUAAUAAUUAUCUUUUAACAAAAGAACAAAAUUUGAUCAUAAUUGGAAUGAAUACAUCUUUAAAUGGACAGUAUACAUGUUUUGUGUUUAAUCAACCAAUUGUAUCAUAUGCAUUAGAUACUGAUGGAGAGUCACUUAAUUCAUUUGGUUAUGGUUCGAGUUCCGUUAGUACCACAUUAUCAAAACGCGAUUGUACAUGUAUAACUGCCGAAAAAUAUAUUGAAAAAUAUAAUGAUUGGUGUAAAGAAUUUGAAAAUUAUCAACGAGCUUAUAAUGAAUGGGAAAUAUUACGUGAUCAAAGUUGUCCAAAGCCUUGA
Messenger RNA from Didymodactylos carnosus, 1741 nucleotides. The record is from the annotation of a GenBank genome assembly. Lineage: Eukaryota; Metazoa; Rotifera; Eurotatoria; Philodinida; Philodinidae.